AUGCCACCAAAGGAUCCGACACCUCUAGAUACAGACGGGAGUACCCACGAUAUAUCAACCGCACCCACAACACCUGAUGGCAGUCUUACUUUCAGUCCCAUUUUACAAGCUUUGAAUUUAGACGAUGGUAUCGUAUUCGAUAAUUCUUUUAGAAAUGAGAAUUCGAGGCAUCGUCUUGUACAAAAUGUAUGUUGUGUAGGUGCGGGGUAUGUUGGCGGCCCAACAGCAGCUAUGCUCGCGCUUCAGAAUCCACAAAUAAAAUUCACGGUUGUCGAUAAAGAUACUUCUCGCAUAAGUCAAUGGAAUUCAAAACACUUACCAAUCCACGAACGGGUCUACCAGAGAUCAUACGAUUCCGAACAUACGGAUUAUAUUCAUAUCCCAGCACGAUCACCAAAUCUAUUCUUCGGCAAUAUCGAAGAAUUUCUAGGCGAAGCAGAUAUGAUAAUGAUCGCAGUCAAUACACCUACAAAAACUUAUGGAAUAGGCUCUGGAAAAGCAACAGAUAUGACGGCCGUAGAAUCAGUUGUACAAGAUAUUGGAAAAUAUGCAAAACCUGGAGCUAUUAUCGUAGAGAAAAGUACCGUGCCUGGUCGAACUGGUGAAUUUAUCAAAGAUAUCCUAGCAAUUCUCCGUCCUAAUGAAAUAUUCUCGAUCCUCUCAUCUCCCGAAUUCCUAUCCGCAGGUUCUGCUGUUCAAGAUCUCUUACAUCCAGAUCGUAUUCUCAUUGGUUCUUCUCGCUCCCACAACUCCACUCUUGCAGCCCACUCCCUCGCUUCCCUCUACCACUGGAUUCCUUCUCGAAAACUAAUCCACACCUCCACUGCCUCUUCUGAACUAUCGAAACUGGUUUCCAACGCCAUGUUAGCCCAGCGAAUAAGUUCCAUCAAUAGUAUUUCCGCAAUUUGCGAAGCUAUCAGUGCGGAUAUUGAUGAAGUAUCUUUAGCUGUAGGUCUAGAUUCUCGGAUUGGGAGUAAAUAUCUAAAAGCGGGGAUUGGAUUCGGAGGGAGUUGUUUUGGGAAGGAUAUUAAAUCUUUGAUUUAUUUAGCUGAGGAAUUGGGGUUGGAUGAAGUAGUGGAAUAUUGGGAGAGUGUGUUAGUGGUUAAUGAGUGGCAGAGGAGGAGAUGGGUGGAGAAUAUUGUAAAGAAGAUGGGUGGUGGAUUGAGGGGAAAGAAGGUAGUGGUGUUGGGGUAUACUUUCAAGCGGGGAACUGGGGAUGUGAGGGAAAGUUUGGCGAGGGAGGUAAUUGGGAUGUUGUGUGAGGAGAAACCGGGGGAGAUUGUGGUUUGGGAUGAUGGGUGUGAUCGGGAUGUGUUGGAGGAGGAGGUAAAGGGCGUAGCGAGUGUGAGGGUAGAGGAGGAGCUGUAUAUUGCUUGUGAAAGGGCAGACGCGCUUCUUAUCUGUAGAGAGCUGGAAAAUUCUACAAAGGGAAAAAGUGAGGAAUUAGUUGACCCGAGACCAUUUUUCGGGUGUCCUUCGGGAAUGGAUUUGUUAGAGUUAAGAAGAUAUCUAUCAUCGCAAUCUUGCGCAAAGGUAGAUGUGGAUGAUCCACUAGAAAGGCUAUAUCCCGAGCCACCUUGUGAAGAAGGUUGCACGAAAUGCGAGUGCGGCAAAAACACAAGUGUAAGAGAGGAGCAGGCCAUCGACUGGAAAAGAAUAGUCAAGGGGAUGAAAGCACCAAGAUGGAUAUUCGAUGGAAGGGGUGUCGUUGAUAGGAUUGAAUUGGAGAAGAUCGGAAAAGGUAUGGGGGUAGAGGUUAGAGUUGUGGGAGUGGGGAUGGGGAUGGGGAUGGGGAUGGGGAGGCAUGGAUGGUAA
Molecule: messenger RNA, 1815 nt
Organism: Botrytis sinoallii
Lineage: Eukaryota; Fungi; Ascomycota; Leotiomycetes; Helotiales; Sclerotiniaceae
Exons: 4
Coding region: 1-1815 (604 amino acids)
Biological process (GO): polysaccharide biosynthetic process; glycosaminoglycan biosynthetic process
Cellular component (GO): nucleus; cytosol
Molecular function (GO): UDP-glucose 6-dehydrogenase activity; NAD binding
Source: RefSeq, a predicted model, not a curated record